AGCUCGUUAUACGUAGCUUGAGGUUUAUUUACAUUCAAAGUCAAGCAACAGUAUGGGAAAUGGCGGGAAAAGGUUUUUAAAAAAAGGCUUCACACGGAAUAUCCGGUCGUGUCAUUAUUUUUUUGAGUUUUUGAGGAACCGAAACAAAAAGUCUCGAUUUCCCAACCAUGCUGAACCGGAUUCUCCUCAAACGAUCAGCUCCUUCACUCUUCUCUAACAAAUUAACAAUGUCUCAAUCAACAUCAAGAAUCGCUCAAGUAUCAAGACACUUGUCUUCCGCUGCUGCUGCCCUUGCACCAAAAGCAGUCGCUGGUGCCAUUGACCAUAAGCUUUGUAUGAUCCCAGGUCCUAUCGAGUUCCACGAGGAUGUACUCAAAGCCAUGGCUACCCCUGCCACCUCCCACGUUGAUCCAUUGUUUAUCCCUAUCUUUGGUGAAUCCAUUGAGCUCUUGCGCAAAGUCUUGAUUACUGAAUCCGCACAGCCUUUUGUUGUCUCGGGAUCUGGUACCCUGGGAUGGGACAUGAUGGUUAAUUUGAUCGAAAAGGGCGACAAGGCUUUGGUUUGCAAUACAGGCUAUUUUGGAGACCGAUUCGGCGAAUGUCUGCAAGUCUAUGGUGCCGAUGUCACAAACCUCAAGGCUCCUAUUGGCGGACGACCUACCCUUCAAGAAAUUGAAAAAGCUCUGCGAGCUGAUAAGUACAAAAUGAUCACCGUCACCCACGUCGAUACCAGUACCGGUGUUCUCUCUGAUAUCAAGGCCGUUGCUGAAUUGACUCGACGUGUAUCUCCCGACACACUUGUUGUUGUUGAUGGUGUGUGCUCCGUUGGUUCCGAGGAGAUUCGAUUCGACGAGUGGGACCUUGAUGUUGUCAUCACCGGUUCUCAAAAGGGACUCGGUGUCCCUCCCGGUCUUUCUAUUGUUAUUGCCAGUCAGAGAGCUUUGUCCACUUUCCAAAACAGAAAGUCUCCCAUUGCCAGCUAUUUUAGCAACUGGCAAAGAUGGUUGCCUGUGAUGCAGGCUUAUGAGUCCCGCAAGCCCUCCUAUUUCGCUACCCCAGCCGUUCAAUUGAUCUAUGCUUUGAACGCAUCUCUCAAACAUAUUACAUCUGAGCCAAUGGAAGUCCGGUUCGAAAAGCACGCAAAGGCUUCUCAAGACUUCAAGCAGUUCAUCACUGAUAUCGGUCUUAAGCAGCUUGCUGUUUCUCCUCAGGGUGCUGCCAACGGUAUGACCGCUGUCUACUACCCUAAGGGCGUCCAGGGACCCGAGCUCGUUUCAUCUAUGGCAAAGAAGGGUGUCCAAAUUGCUGGAGGUCUUCACGAGCAAAUUGCUGCUCAGUACUUCCGCGUUGGUCACAUGGGCAUUUCCGUCACUGAGCCUGGCCGUAACCACAUUGAAAAGGUGGUGGAUGCUUUGAAGGCUUCUCUUGGUGAGCAAGGUUAUGUCGCCAAAUAAAUCAUAGACAGUUAGCACACUCCAAAGUGUCGCUUCCCUCAUUGUAGAAAAGAAUAAAACAAUUUUAAUACUGAAAAAAUG
This is a messenger RNA of Umbelopsis ramanniana AG, 1535 nucleotides long. RefSeq lists its product as uncharacterized. Gene Ontology annotation, cellular component: peroxisome. Lineage: Eukaryota; Fungi; Mucoromycota; Umbelopsidomycetes; Umbelopsidales; Umbelopsidaceae. The transcript is spliced from 4 exons. The record is from RefSeq and is a predicted model, not a curated record. The coding region runs from base 168 to 1454 and encodes 428 amino acids. Gene Ontology annotation, molecular function: L-alanine:glyoxylate transaminase activity; L-serine:pyruvate transaminase activity.